AUGCCGCUGCAGUUCGAACUGUGCCCGGGCCGGCCAAUCGGCGGGGACCACCCCUGCUUCAUUAUCGCGGAGAUUGGCCAGAACCAUCAGGGGGACCUGGAGACCGCCAAGCGGAUGAUCCGAGUGGCUAAGGUGGGGAGGUGGGCGUGGCCAACGGGGGUGGCAAAGUGGUGGGUGUCGAGGCUGGGUCAGUUGGGCUGAGGGGCGAGAGGCGGGAGGAUGGGGAACGGGAGCAGAGCGGAGGUGGCCGGCGGGUUGCUGCCUGUUCUCGGUGUUUUCUCGGGUAUCGUGGAUAGCCGCUGCAUGUGGGAGAGGGGAGAUAACCAAACAGUAAUGGCUAAUUAAUGAUACUCAGGGAAGCAACUUACUAUCAGGUGGGGGACUGUCAGGUAAAUAAAAAAUGGGAGCUGUCAAUUUAAUUUUAUUAUUAUUUGAUUUAUAUUACCACCCUUUAACCAAACAUCUUGGGGUGCUGCACAACGUUAGGAACAUAAUUUACAGACAUUAUGAUUGCAACAUAAACAGGAAUUGUUCGGGACUGGACCUAACGGUCAGGGGUCCCUUUAGAGAGCAUAGUAAUAGACAACAUAAUGAUAAAAUAGUCGUAAUAACAGUCACAAACUGUGGUCCAGUGACCCAUGAGCCUCAUGCAGCUGCACCACAGCAGCUCAGUUAAAAAAGACAAUUAGAAAUCAUGCGGGAUCUAGUACAGGACGUUGCAGUUGUUGCCACAGAAAGGGAAAACUGUUAUGUGGUCCGUCAAGCCCCUCAUCAAUGUUCAAGAGGUCUGAGGGGGAGAAAAGUUUGGAGUGGGAAAGGGUGAUGGGGAUGUUUGGCACUUAAGGUUUGUAAAGGUAAUGUGUAAAUGAUGAGAAUUGGGAGAUUGUAAACCACAAACCAGUUAUCAAGGGGCACUUGGAUUUUAGCUCUUUAAAAAACCCCUCCUGAGAUCGUUUUAUGAUAUUUCCACCUUAUCCUUCCUUCCAAGGAGCUCAGGGUUUCAUCAGACCCAACUGUGAGCGUCAAUCCUGUGAGAUUUGGCUGAGAAACAAGAGCGUAAGAUGAACCUGCUGAAUGAGGCCAGUGGCCCAUUUUGGUCAACAUCCUGUUCUCACAGGAUGUUCUGACCAGGUUCCUGUGUGAAACUGGCAAGUAGGACCAGAGCAUUUCCCCUUCCUGUGGAUUCCAGCCACUGGUAUUCAGAAGUAUUACUUCUUCCAAUUGUGGAGGCAGAGUAUAGAGCCAUUCUUGUGUAGUGGCAUCUGGGCUUAGUUCCCUUUUCAGCCAUUCAACUAUGUCACUGAGCUACAGCCCUUGCAUAUGGAGCUAAAGUUCUGUUAUAAUGCGUCCUGUUGGAGGAUGCGCUGAUGGAAUGAUCAGAAAAGCACAGCAUUGAAUUCCUAUGUGAUUAGAAUUGGGUACUGGUACCAUCGUUGACCUUAAAUGGUUCAUCAGUUGGGUUCGUUAGUCUGCAAGAGCCUAAUCUGAAAUAGAAAGAGGAGUCUAUUUGCUGACCUUUUUUUUGUUUCAGUGGCUGUUUAGCGCAGUGUACAUCUGACAAAGUCCACAGAGCUUAUUCCACAGUAAACUUACUAGGUUGCGUACACACCAUACAUUAAGGCAGAUUAUUUCCCCCAAAAGAACUGUAAGUGUGUGAGAGGUAAUCUCCGGUCCCAAAAGUCUUUAAAUGGUGUGUAUGUAGCCUAUGUCCUUAAGGUGUCUCAGAAAGGACUCUUCAAUAUUUUUUAAAUUUGCAUUGGCAUGGUCAGUUCAAGCGGUGUGCAUGCACAGGACUGAGAUGGGCAUGUUCAAUGACCUUUAAGAACUAUUGUAAUGCUUGUGUCUUUGUAGGAAUGCGGAGCAGAUUGUGCCAAAUUUCAGAAAAGUGAACUAGAGCACAAAUUCAAUAAGCGAGCCUUGGAGAGGCCAUACACUUCCAAACACUCUUGGGGGAAAACUUAUGGAGAGCACAAGCGCCACCUGGAGUUCAGCCAUGAUCAGUAUCGAGAGUUGCAGCGAUAUGCAAAGGAGAUUGGCAUUUUCUUCACAGCAUCAGGCAUGGAUGAAGUAAGUGAGAUGUUGGUUUUGUUUUAAGAAGGAGCUGCCACAUCUGACAUUACCCGCAACUUGGUGAACAACCCCAUAGUACGCAGGGAACACAGGGAACCAGAAUUUCAAAACCCAACAACCCCUAAGUACGCAGGAUACACAGGGAACCAGAAUUUCAAAACUGUCCUUAGUCCACCUUCAGGUUAGGAAAAGAGUAUUUUUAGAGCAGUGUCUUCUAUCUAGUUGCAACCUUUUCAGUAUAGAUGUAAAAAUCACAUAUGUUUUCCAGUGUCUGACCAUGGUCCCUGCAUAAGGGUUGCCGAUUCCCCCAGAGGGAUCCUCUGUAGUGAAUAGUGUCCUGUCCCGUGACUGUAACACUGAACGCAGAAGUCAAACCUGCUGAAAUUUCCAUUGCGGAAUGUAUGUACUGGUGGGUUUUUUGGAAAUUUUGAAUCCGUAAGUGCUUUGCUGAUGGAAUUCAGAUUUAGCAUCUUUACUGGACUUCCUUUUUUGUGCUUCAAAAAAAAUCACUUAUGAUUACAAUAAAGCAAAACAAGUAAAUGGUUGAAUAUUGUUCUGAAGUUGAGUUGGCAUGCAUUUCACAAGAAAAACUAACAAGGUCAUUACAAAUCAUUUAUUUAUCAUUACAAAUCAUUUAAUCAUAUACAAAUCAUUCAUUACAAAUCAUUUAUUUUCCACAUGUAUUUCAGCUGAUCUACUUUUGCACACUGGGGGAACUUUUAAGAAAGCAGAGAAGCUGAAAUAUUUAAAUAAGGAGAAAAAUAAAGCAUACUCAGUAUAGUUUUAAUGCUUUGUUCAAAGAAACUCAAAACAUGACAAUUCAUGAUUCACUUCCCUCGGAGGCAGUCAGUCUGCUGCCCUCCAGUUGUUUAUGGGCUUCAGCUUCCAUUAGUCUCAGCCAUCAAUCAUUGGUCAGGGAUGAGGAGAGCCUGAGGUGCCUAAAGGGAGAGCUAUGCCAAGGCCUCUGCUGAGGUUCACAUUAGGGGUGGGGUAGGUGGAGGGGGAGUCCUUUGCCUGUGUCUCUUGGCUCAAGAUAAAGCAGCUGAGGUGCAUAAAAUGUUGAGAUUUUUUAUCUCAAGCACUGUGUUGGGGACCUGACAGCAAGUCUCUGAGGCCACUGGGCUUGAGGUAACCAGUUUCCAUUAUGCAGCACUUUGCCUUCAGAAAUGCUAACAGGAUACGGAUAUUAUGGUACAUCCUCAUAGAACUGUAGAAUUGAAAAGGACCCUGAGGAUCAUUUAAUCCAACCCAUUUCAAUGCAGGAAUAUGCAGCUAGCCCAUAAGGGGAUUGAACUUGCAACCUUGGUGUUAUCAGCACCAUGCUCUAACCAACUGAGCUAGACUGUCUGCUUGGUGGACCUAAGGUGUCUGAUUCAGGGUUGGUUAUAUCCAGGUAGAAUCAGUGGCAUUGACAAAUACUCUGAGGCAGAUCUGCAUCCUCCUUCAUUGCUCGGGGUGUGGGGUUGUGUGGGGUUGGGAGGAGUCUUAUUCAGCCCAAGGACAUUCCCUCCUGGACAACAUUCCAGGGGCCACAUGUCAGUUGUAGGCGGAGCAACGGAUGCAGAUUUUGCCCUUGCACAGUAGGCUAGUUUCUGCACAUACUCAUCCCCAACCCUUCCAUCCAGCCAAGCAAGAAGCAUAAUUAGAAUUAAAGGAUACAUUCCAGCCACAGACAAUAUUACCAAAAAAAGAGUGCAACACCGAGAGUCCUGAGGGCCAGAUAGAGAAGCUUGGAAAGCUGCAUUUGAUCCCCAGGCUAUUGUUAGUCACUCUGUUCUGUAUGUUUGGGUUACCAUGAACUCUAGUUUUUAUUUGUAUUCCUUGUGUAUGAGCAUAGCCAUGUGCUGUUCUGCUGUAUGUUUCUGGGAAAGGAGGCACAUUCAUCCAGCUAGAGUGUCUUUAUUUGACAGGUAGAAUGUUAAUGUUAGGAAUCUUUGUGUUCUUUUUUUAAAAAAAGUAUUUCUUCACAGAUGGCUGUAGAGUUUCUGCAUGAUCUGGAUGUUCCAUUUUUUAAAGUCGGAUCAGGAGACACUAACAAUUUCCCAUACCUGGAAAAGACAGCCAAAAAAGGUGAUUUGCUAAUAACUCGCUUAAUAUAGCUACUGUUUCUACUCUCCUAAUGGUAUCACAUCUAAUGAGAGAAUGUAUGGAUUUGAUAGAGCACCCUGCCUUAUUACAGUGCUACCUCCGGUUGUGGACGGGAUCUGUUCCAGAGGUCCGGCCGGAUCCCAAGGUUUUUGCAACUGGAGAGACCGCUUCUGUGCAUGCACAAGCAGCAGUGGAGCGAUUCUGCACAUGCGUGUGCGGCAAAAAACCGAAUUAUACUUCCGGGUUUGUCACUUACGUAUCUCGAAAUUUACGUAAGCGGAGGGAUACGUAAGCGGAGGUAGAACUGAACAGUAGUACCUCGGGUUAAGUACUUAAUUCGUUCUGGAGGUCCGUUCUUAACCUGAAACUGUUCUUAACCUGAAGCAUCACUUUAGCUAAUGGGGCCUCCUGCUGCUGCUGUGCCGCCGGAGAACAAUUUCUGUUCUCAUCCUGAAACAAAGUUCUUAACCCGAGGUACUAUUUCUGGGUUAGCAGAGUCUGUAACCUGAAGCGUAUGUAACCUGAAAUGUAUGUAACCUGAGGUACCACUGUAUAUCCAAAUUAGAUACAAUUGUAAAUAUCAGCUAGCAUAAAAAAUGACAAUAGUUCUUUCAUCUGCAUCCAUAAUGUCUAGUAGAAAUCUUCUACAUUCUUCUCCCACAUUCCCAUUAAUGAUGGAUGGGUAGAGGAGGACUGCCAUUUUCAACUGUAGUCAUGGUUUCGUCCUUACCUCCUAUGAGGAAGAGGGACUUUUCAGUGGUGGCCUCACAACUCUGGAAUUCAUUGUCGGUCAACCUCUGAAGGAUCACUGCACUCCGGUCUCUUAGAAAGACUCUGCAGAUAUGUUUCAGGUUCCUUACAUGACUUUUUAUAUACCUAUCUGUGAAGUACAAAACUGGAUUUUAUGUUCUGGACUGGUUUAUUAGUAUAUCUAGCUUUUUUAGUAUUGAGGUAUCUAUAGUAAUUGUUACUAUAGAUAAUUAGUAAUAAUAGUAAUAAUAUUACUAUUAUUACUAUCUAUAGUAAUCUGUUGCAUUUCAGGUUAUUUUUUUUAAUCAUGUAGGUUCCUUGGAGGAGCUUUGCUCAGAAAAGCGGCCUAUAAAUAGGGAGGGUGUGCAGGCCCCAAGAUUUGUUGUUUAUCUGUGUUUUAAAAACAUCUGACCUGUCUCAGUUGCUCUGUGCUCUCUCCACUUUAAAUCUGCUCUGGGUUGUGGGGUGCUUUGUAUGAAACAAAACUGUGUUCCCCAUUCAUUAAAUGGGGAGUAUAAAAAUGGCUGCAACUUUCCCCCUUAUGGCCAAAGUGGAUGAAAUUUACAGGCAGAAUCAGUGAUUUCUGCCAACCCUUAGGCUUUAUACCAGUUAAAGGACACAUUCCAGCUAAGCAAAAAGCACUCAGGAUAUCAAGGAGGGCCAGUGAGGGGUGUGUUCUGGAGGGGCAUGGCUUGAGUGGAGUCCUGAGAACCAAGUAAAGGCCUAGAGACAAAUUAAUUUGUGUGCACCAGCUGCAGAAAUGGCAUAGGUGGGCUAUGAAUAAGUGGGUUGGUAUCAAACCAUCCAGUUUAUAGGCAGAUAAAAACUAAUUGUCAAGUAAUUGACCAAUUUGUAUAAUGUAGCUGUAGGAGACAGAAUGCUGGAGUUACAAAAUGCUCUCGGUGACCUUCCCUUCUAGGUCGCCCAAUGGUGAUUUCGAGUGGGAUGCAGUCAAUGAACACAAUGCAACAAGUUUACAAGCUGGUGAAAGCCAUUAACCCGAACUUCUGUUUUCUCCAGUGCACCAGUGCUUACCCUCUUCAGCCUGAAGAUGUCAACCUUCGUGUCAUAACGGUCAGUGAGGUGGGGUGGAAGGCAUGGCAAUUCUCCUAAGGUGCCUUAUUUUCCUUCUGAACCAAUGAAUUGAGCAAGAUGACAGAUCAAGUGCAGUUGGGAAUUUGCUGCAACUCUAAGGAGAGGCCUCAGCCCAGCACAGAAUUAAUUUUCCUAAACCUCAUUCCUUUUCUUCUUCUUCAGCAGACUUAAGAGCUCCUUGACUGUGCUAAACUCUGGCCAAAGAAAGUUGCACAUAAAGCACAACUAAAUUUCAUAGCAUUUUGUAACAGCUAAUGUUGGUGGUUAACUGUCCUCUUCUUUGUAUUUACCAUCAACUUUUCUAUCCUUCUAGGAAUAUCAGUCCGUCUUCCCAGAUAUUCCUAUUGGCUACUCUGGUCAUGAGACUGGGAUAGCCAUUUCCAUUGCAGCAGUUGCCAUGGGUGCAAAAGUCCUCGAGCGCCACAUUACACUGGACAAAACCUGGAAAGGCAGUGAUCAUCAAGCAUCCCUGGAGCCAAAAGAACUGGCGGAACUAGUGAGAAGCAUCCGGAUGGUGGAGAAAGCCAUGGGGUCCCCAGUCAAGCGGCUCCUGUCCUGUGAAGUGGCUUGCAAUGAAAAGGUAAAUUUAUUAUUGAGUGCUGCAAGACCCACUUAUUCUGGAUUGCUUAACCUUGGGUUACUGACGGUGGCAGCAGUAUUCAUACACAUCCAUCCUAGUAAGGUAAUACAGAGAUUGCUUUGUAGCGCUUGCCUGCCACUGUAAGAAAUCCUUCUACAGGUGUCACCCCACUUAUGUGCAAUUGAGUCCCGCAUGACCACAUAUGCAUGUGCUGUCAGGAAAUAAAGAAUGGUGGAGGAGAGCUGGAGAGUCCCCAAAGCCUGAGGAGGGUGGAGGUGAGGGUGGAGGAAGCUGGAGGCGCAGUAGUGCUUUGUUUACAUGGCUCAGCUGCUCCGCCUAUCAGCUGAUGUGUGGGGUAGCGCAGCAGCAGCUGCUUUCUCCAUGCAUCCUCCAGCCUCCUGGCGGCCCCAGAGCUUCAAUUCUAGUUGCAGGUAUUAUUAGGUACAGUAUUUUUGGUAUGGAUUGAAAAGAGAGCAGCAGAGAGAGCAUUUAAAGGGUGUUUAAUAUAGGCCCUGUAAGACGUAACUGGAGCUGCUUGGGAUUGAACCUGUGACCUUCUGCACGAAAAGCAGAUGCCCUGUCACUGAGUUGUCAAAGGCUGUAUUAGAUGCAGUGCAUAUACGCCUCCCUUAUUCUUUUACCUCUUGUUUCCAGAUCAGGGGGGGAAAUAGCAGCAUAGUACAAUGAUGAUGAUGAUUUAUUUAUUCCCCAGCCACUCUGAGCAGCUCCCAACAGAAUAUUAAAACACGAUAAAACAUCAAACAUUAAAAACUUCCCUAAACAGGGCUCCCUUCAGAUGUCUUCUAAAAGUCAGAGAGUUGUUUAUUUCCUUGACAUCUGAUGGGAGGGCAUUCCACAGGGCAGGCGCCACUACCAAGAAGGCCCUCUGUCUGGUUCCCUGUAACUUCACUUCUCGCAGUGAGGGAACCGCCAGAAGGCCCUCGGAGCUGGAUCUCAGUGUCCAGGGUGGAGAUGCUGCUUCAGGAAUACUGGGCCAGGGCUGUUUAGCGCUUUAAAUGUUAGCACCAACUCUUUGAAUUGUGCUCAGAAACAUACUGGGAGCCAAUGAAGGUCUUUCAGGACCGGUGUAAUAUAGUCUCGGCAGCCACUCCCAAGUACAAGACAGGCAAGCAGGAGGCACACCAUGCCCUAUGCCAUAGACCUAUGAGCCCUCUGCUGCUGAGCAGCUGUGUCCCAAACUGCUGCUGCAUGUACCACUUGGGAGCUGCACCUAGAGCACAGGCUCGCCACCCCAAGACAUAACCUCCUUCUACUUAUCUUUCUGUAGUUGGGAAAGUCUGUAGUGGCCAAAGUCCGGAUUCCUGAAGGUACCACACUUACGCUGGAUAUGCUCACGGUAAAAGUGGGGGAACCCAAAGGAUACCCGCCAGAAGACAUCUUUGACUUGGUUGGCAAGAAGGUCAGGAUAAAUAUUGGUGAAGAUGAAACCAUCGUCGAAGAUGCCAUCGAAAACCAUGUGAAAAAAGUGAAAUGCUAA
Messenger RNA from Podarcis lilfordi (Lilford's wall lizard), 8081 nucleotides. Lineage: Eukaryota; Metazoa; Chordata; Lepidosauria; Squamata; Lacertidae. The record is from the annotation of a GenBank genome assembly.